AUGGUCUAUGGGUACCAGAGGAACGAUGAGCUUAGAGCUGCACAUCAGCUGGGGGAAGCUGUCCCAGCCAAGCCCUGCAGAGCCACGGUCGGGAACCGGGAAAUCCUGCGGUGCCUCCGCCUUGCCGGUCACGAGGCUCCCGAGUGCGCUGCAGCCCUGCAGAGCAAGCAGCCACUCCUGCCCAGGGCUGAGGUGCCCGAAGCUGCCUCCCCGCUGUGCAGCUCUGCAGAGCCCGUGGAGCGCAGGGUCCUGGGCAGCCAGGCCAGCCCGGCUGCCUCGGAGCACAAGGAGUCGCCCAGAGAGAAGCUGCUGCCCUUUGCUUUGGAACUGUUCCUCAGAAUGGCAGAACCCGAGCCGUCUCUCUGCUGGCUCCCGCUGCUCCUGGAGAAGAAGGCAGAGAGGAGAAAACACAGGUGGAUGACGGCCAGCCUCCAUCAGUGCUCACACCAGAGCCUGAAUAUUGUGAAGCUCUGCAAGAGGAGGAUUGUGUGGUCCAUGCAGCUGUGGCAGGCCAUCCCCGUGCUGUGCGGCAAACGAAACAAAAUGGCAGAACCCAGAGCCGUCUCUCUGCUGGCUCCCGCUGCUCCUGGAGAAGAAGGCAGAGAGGAGAAAACACAGGUGGAUGACGGCCAGCCUCCAUCAGUGCUCACACCAGAGCCUGAAUAUUGUGAAGCUAUGCAGAACCCAGAGCCGUCUCUCUGCUGGCUCCCGCUGCUCCUGGAGAAGAAGGCAGAGAGGAGAAAACACAGGUGGAUGACGGCCAGCCUCCAUCAGUGCUCACACCAGAGCCUGAAUAUUGUGAAGCUAUGGCAGAACCCAGAGCCGUCUCUUGCUGGCUCCGCUGCUCCUGGAGAAGAAGGCAGAGAGGAGAAAACACAGGUGGAUGACGGCCAGCCUCCAUCAGUGCUCACACCAGAGCCUGAAUAUUGUGAAGCUAUGACAGAACCCAGAGCCGUCUCUCUGCUGGCUCCUGCUGCUCCUGGAGAAGAAGGCAGAGAGGAGAAAACACAGGUGGAUGACUGCCAGCCUCCAUCAGUGCUCACACCAGAGCCUGAAUAUUGUGAAGCUGUGCUUCUAGAGGGAGAGCAGGAGCAGACUGCUUCAUCAGAGAUGCCAUGCCAGACUCAGGGAGAGCUGUUCCCAGCCCGAGAGCAGGAAGAGCAGCUCAGGCAGCAGGUGGAAGAGGCACAGGAGAAUGGCCAGAACAUCAAGGCAGAGCCACAAGCAGAGCUGCCCCAAGCUCAGAGUGCCAUCAUGGCAGUGAAGAGGAGGAACAAGGAAGACAUGGGAAGAAUUCAAGAGAAGAAUCUCCAUCAGCAGAGGGGCGAUCAAGAAAACCAGGUGAGUGAAAGAGUGGCAGCCACUCCACUCAUGAAAUGCCCUCUCCCUUCUUGUUUGCAGUCUAUCAAGGGACACGUGCAGGCAGACCUGCAGGACUCUGAGGCUACCAACAAGGCAAGAGAGAAGAGGCUGGAGGAAGAAAUGAAAAGCGUCAGAGAGAAACUUAAUUGCCUCCCUCAGGCUCUAGAAGACCAAGUAGCCAUAAAAAAAAUAAAUCUUCAAGGACUGAGGAGGAAGGAACUAACCAUUAAUGAAAUAAGGAUCAUGAAGAGGUGUAGGAGUCCAAAUGUUGUGAAAUAUUUAGACAGCUACCUUGUGGGCGAGGAACUCUGGCUGGUUAUGGAGUACAUGGAUGGAGGUGCUCUGAGUGAUAUCAUCUACAAGACCUGCCUGUCUGAACAUCACAUUGCAGCCAUCAGUCGGGAGUGCCUGCAAGGAUUGCAUUUUCUUCACUCAAACCGUGUGAUCCAUCGAGAUGUGAAGAGCGACAACAUCCUUCUCAGAACCGACGGUUCUGUCAAGCUGACUGAUUUUGGCCUCUCUACUCAGCUCACCCCUGAGCAGAGCAGACCGUGCUUGGUAGCUGGGACUCCAUGGUGGAUGGCACCUGAAGUGGUCACAGGUCAACCAUAUGGCCCCAAAGUGGACAUAUGGUCUUUUGGAAUUGUGGGGAUUGAAAUGGUAGAAAAAGAACCUCCUUACUGGGACCAAAGUCAUACCUCGGCUCGACGCCUGAUAGCCACAGAAGGAAGCCCACAGUUGCAGCAGCCCAACCGAUUCUCACCUUGCCUGUGUGACUUCCUGAGCUGCUGCCUGCAGAGAGACGAGGAGCAGCGCUGGUCUGCCAAGGAGCUCCUGCAGCAUCAAUUUGUAACUUCAGCCAAGCCAGCAUCCAUCCUGGCACAACUCAUCAACUCAGUCAAGAAGAAGAAGGACCCUAACCCAAAACCCUAA
Molecule: messenger RNA, 2295 nt
Organism: Zonotrichia leucophrys gambelii
Lineage: Eukaryota; Metazoa; Chordata; Aves; Passeriformes; Passerellidae
Exons: 17
Coding region: 1-2295 (764 amino acids)
Biological process (GO): regulation of axonogenesis; intracellular signal transduction; regulation of actin cytoskeleton organization
Cellular component (GO): cytoplasm
Molecular function (GO): protein serine/threonine kinase activity; ATP binding
Source: RefSeq, a predicted model, not a curated record